Molecule: messenger RNA, 1238 nt
Organism: Dioscorea cayenensis subsp. rotundata (Guinea yam)
Lineage: Eukaryota; Viridiplantae; Streptophyta; Magnoliopsida; Dioscoreales; Dioscoreaceae
Product: putative ripening-related protein 1
Exons: 1
Coding region: 50-718 (222 amino acids)
Source: RefSeq, a predicted model, not a curated record
GCCACUUCACAAUUACCUGCGUACGUUGUUAGUCUUCACCAAGAAGCACAUGUAUAUAUAUACCAUACCUCAAGCACUACUUCAAAACAAUUCAAAUCCACAAAACCAACCAUUGAAGCAUCAAGGAAAGGAAACAAACGGAAUGGCCAUCUCUUCUUCUCACCUUCCAAAGAUUGCAGCAAUGGUGCUGCUUCUGGCACUCUCAACCCUUGACCUGGUCAUGUCGCACCGAUUAGUCGGAACCUGCCAUGCGAGUGGGUACCUUCCUGGAAAACCCGGGCAUUGCAACACUGAGCAUGAUUCUGAAUGUUGUGAGGCUGGAAAAAGGUAUCCCCAGUACCAUUGCUCUCCGCCUAUCACAGACAACACACCGGCAACCAUGACCAUCAAUAGCUUUGCUAAAGGAGGUGACGGGGGUGGUCCGUCUGAGUGUGAUAACAAGUACCAUAGUGACAAUGAGAUGGUCGUCGCAUUGUCCACUGGAUGGUACAAUGGCGGAAGCCGGUGCCAUAAGAACAUUCAGAUCAAUGCUAACGGUCAGUCUGUGUUGGCCAAAGUGGUUGAUGAGUGUGACUCUGUUCAUGGUUGUGAUUCUGAUCAUGACUUCCAACCACCAUGCCCUAACAACAUUGUUGAUGCUUCUCCAGCCGUUUGGAAGGCGUUGGGCAUCCCUGAUUCCGAUGUUGGUGACUAUGAUAUCACCUGGUCUGAUGCAUGAACAAUAUAGGGGUAGAAAAGCACAGCUAAAGAUGUAACAGCAUUAUAUUGUACUGUAUCUUGUGUCACCUUAUCAGACUGUACUGCCUAUUGUGAAUUCAUAUGUACAAGAUUAAUUACUUGUAAUAUUGCAUCUUGUGCGAUACAUGAUCAGCUUAGCCCCAAGUAUAAGAAAAUGAAACAAACAACUGUUAAUUCUGGCAAUAAUCCAGUAAGAACAAGCUUAUAAGUGUCCACUCAUCAAAUUAUUUAAAUGUGAAACAUAUUGUCACUCAAAAACCAGCAGAACAUGCUUCUUACUAGAAACAUGACAGUCAGCAUAAGGAUGGGCUUAAUACUGAGUUGAUCGAUUACGGAAGACAUCGCCAAACUUAUAAAAUUGCAUGGAGCCCCCAGUAGGUAUUUUUUUUUCAUGCAAACUAAUGUUUUGAAAAGUCAAAACAGCCAGAUAAAACAAAGGAAUUUUUCACCAAUACAAUUGCCACCAUUGAGAGACUUCAUGCAACUUAUCUCUAGAUUCC